GCAGAGAAACGUCGACCGCCGCCGGGGAAGCCACAUUUCCGGAACAAUGCAGCAAAUGCAUCGGGAGGAUUGCAAAGUCCCUUGGAUAUAACUGAGGAAGACACCCCAGCCGCCCGAGGAGAUUAGCCGUUGGGUCCCUUCCUCCCACCCAUGCCUGUGUCCCCCCCACAUGGCCAAUAUAUUCUCGUGGCGUCCUGCCUGGUCCAGAAGCCCCGUGCGAGCGCUGGGAUCCCCCUGAAAGACGAGGUUUUCUUUUGCAGGGACCUGGUCAUCCAAGCAAGACUGUUCACAACACAGCGCUGGAGUUUAAAUGCCCAUUUUUUCUCUCCAAGGUGCUGAAACGUGUGGGGGGUGGUUUCCUGUCCAGGGUCCUGAAUUCCCAGCGCCUCACCCGUCUAAGCUCAGCUGCCUCCUUCGCUUUCCCACGCCACCUCUAACUGCAAGGAUUGUAUACAAAAUUAGCAAAGAGGAAAUUUCCACCAUUUUAUUCAGUCUGGUAUUUGUUUAUUUUUUUUAUUUUGUUUGUUUCUAAGUGUCAAUUUAUUGUUUCUGACUCGUGGACUACAAAAUCCAUCCGAUCUGAAAAAAUGUGUAACCUCAAUGCACUUGGAGUCUACCUUUGGGAGACCAUAGUAUUCUUCAGCCUCGCCGCUUCCAAAGAAACUGGAGCAGCAGCCCGAUCCGCUCCUUCACUUAUGUCCCCUUCAGAUUUCCUGGAUAAACUGAUGGGAAGGACAUCAGGAUACGAUGCCAGAAUCAGGCCCAAUUUUAAAGGCCCUGCAGUGAAUGUCAGCUGCAAUAUUUUCAUCAACAGCUUUGGAUCUAUUGCAGAAACCACUAUGGAUUAUAGAGUGAAUAUUUUCUUACGGCAGCAAUGGAAUGACCCCCGGCUGUCAUACAAAGAGUAUCCAGAUGAUGCCCUUGAUUUGGACCCAUCCAUGUUGGACUCCAUCUGGAAGCCGGAUUUGUUCUUUGCUAAUGAGAAAGGGGCUCACUUUCACGAGAUCACCACAGAUAACAAACUCCUGCGCAUCUCCAAGAAUGGCGACGUCCUGUACAGCAUCAGGAUCACCUUGACGCUGGCUUGCCCCAUGGAUCUGAAGAACUUCCCCAUGGACGUCCAGACGUGUAUCAUGCAGUUAGAGAGCUUCGGCUACACAAUGAAUGAUCUGAUCUUUGAAUGGCAAGAGAAAGGAGCUGUGCAGGUUGCUGAUGAUCUAACCCUGCCUCAGUUCAUCCUAAAGGAAGAAAAGGACUUGCGCUACUGCACUAAGCAUUACAACACGGGCAAGUUCACCUGCAUAGAAGCCCGUUUCCAUCUGGAGCGACAGAUGGGCUACUACCUGAUCCAGAUGUACAUCCCCAGCCUGCUGAUUGUAAUUCUGUCCUGGAUCUCCUUCUGGAUCAACAUGGAUGCUGCACCUGCCCGAGUUGGUCUGGGUAUCACUACUGUGCUCACUAUGACCACGCAAAGCUCUGGUUCUCGAGCAUCUUUGCCCAAGGUAUCCUAUGUUAAGGCCAUUGACAUCUGGAUGGCUGUGUGCUUGCUGUUUGUGUUCUCAGCUCUUCUGGAGUAUGCUGCUGUCAACUUUGUGUCCCGGCAGCACAAAGAGCUACUCAGGUUCAGAAGAAGAAGAAGGCACCACAAGAGCCCUAUGUUUAAUAUAUUUCAGGAGGAUGAUACUGGAGAAGGCAGGUUCAACUUUUCAGCUUAUGGGAUGGGACCUGCCUGCCUGCAAGCCAAGGAUGGGAUCUCAGUCAAAGGAGCCAACAACAACAACACAGCAAACCCAGCCCCACCCCCGUCAAAGUCCUCUGACGAAAUGCGCAAGCUAUUUGUCCAGCGAGCCAAGAAAAUAGAUAAGAUCUCACGGAUCGGCUUCCCCAUGGCCUUCCUCAUCUUCAACAUUUUCUACUGGAUCAUCUACAAGAUUGUCCGAAGGGAAGAUGUACACAAGCCAUGA
Elgaria multicarinata webbii is the source of this 1964-nucleotide messenger RNA. RefSeq names its product glycine receptor alpha 1 (gene GLRA1). Gene Ontology annotation, molecular function: transmembrane signaling receptor activity; glycine binding; extracellularly glycine-gated chloride channel activity. The coding region runs from base 588 to 1964 and encodes 458 amino acids. Gene Ontology annotation, cellular component: neuron projection; plasma membrane; synapse. NCBI's taxonomy places the organism in Eukaryota, Metazoa, Chordata, Lepidosauria, Squamata, Anguidae. The record is from RefSeq and is a predicted model, not a curated record. The transcript is spliced from 9 exons. Gene Ontology annotation, biological process: nervous system process; chloride transmembrane transport; synaptic transmission, glycinergic.